Messenger RNA from Quercus robur (English oak), 1434 nucleotides. Its product is annotated as glutamine synthetase cytosolic isozyme 2. The transcript is spliced from 12 exons. Gene Ontology annotation, cellular component: cytoplasm. The record is from RefSeq and is a predicted model, not a curated record. The coding region runs from base 99 to 1169 and encodes 356 amino acids. Gene Ontology annotation, molecular function: glutamine synthetase activity. Lineage: Eukaryota; Viridiplantae; Streptophyta; Magnoliopsida; Fagales; Fagaceae.
AACCCCAUCUUCUCUCUUCACGACUCUGUUUUGAUUUAAUCUUCAGAGAAGAAACCAAACCAAAACACUCUCUUCUCUGUUCGUGUUUUCUUUUUGCAAUGGCUUUGCUCUCAGAUCUCAUCAACCUUAACCUCUCAGACUCCACUAAGAAAAUCAUCGCUGAGUACAUAUGGAUUGGUGGAUCUGGAAUGGACCUCAGAAGCAAAGCAAGGACCCUUCCAGGACCCGUAAGUGAUCCUUCAAAGCUCCCAAAGUGGAAUUAUGAUGGUUCCAGUACAGGUCAAGCUCCUGGUCAAGAUAGCGAAGUGAUCUUAUAUCCCCAGGCAAUUUUCAAGGAUCCAUUUAGGAGAGGCAACAAUAUCCUAGUUAUCUGUGAUACUUACACUCCUGCGGGAGAGCCAAUUCCAACAAACAAAAGAUAUAAUGCUGAAAAGAUAUUCAGCAAUCCUGCUGUUGUUGCUGAAGAAACCUGGUACGGUAUCGAGCAAGAGUACACCUUGUUGCAGAAAGAUGUCAAAUGGCCUCUUGGGUGGCCUACUGGUGGUUAUCCAGGCCCUCAGGGACCAUACUAUUGUGGUAUUGGUGCUGACAAAGCCUGGGGCCGUGAUAUAGUCGAUGCCCAUUACAAGGCUUGUUUAUAUGCAGGCAUUAACAUCAGUGGCAUCAAUGGAGAAGUGAUGCCUGGCCAGUGGGAAUUCCAAGUUGGCCCUUCUGUUGGUAUAUCUGCUGGAGAUGAGUUGUGGGCUGCUCGCUAUAUUCUGGAGAGGAUUACAGAGAUUGCUGGGGUUGUGGUCUCCUUUGAUCCCAAGCCAAUUCAGGGUGAUUGGAAUGGAGCUGGUGCUCACACAAACUACAGUACCAAGUCCAUGAGAAAUGACGGAGGCUAUGAGGUCAUCAAGAAGGCAAUUGCCAAACUUGGGCUGAGGCACAAAGAGCACAUUGCUGCAUAUGGUGAAGGCAACGAGCGCCGUCUCACUGGCCGACAUGAAACAGCUGACAUUAACACUUUCUUAUGGGGUGUUGCAAACCGUGGAGCAUCAAUCCGAGUUGGUCGAGACACAGAAAAAGAAGGAAAAGGCUACUUUGAGGACAGGAGGCCUGCUUCUAACAUGGAUCCAUAUGUGGUCACUUCCAUGAUUGCAGAAACCACCCUCCUGUGGAAGCCAUGAGUUUCCAGCUACACCCACCUGCAUUUAGGAAAAACAUUGUUACUGGCUUUCCCUGGGAAAGGACAGAAAUUGUGUUUCAGUAUAAUCCUUCCAUUUGCUUUACGUUAAGAGUUGAUUUGCCCUUUUGUAUUGUGUCAUUUGCUCUAUUGUAUAUUUAGGUUGCAGGUGAAUUUAAUUCCUCCUUGCUUGUUGAUUCUGCCUCAUUUUAAAUAAUGGGUUUUUAUAUGAACUCAAAAUAUGAAAGUGCUGAUUUUCUUCGUUGAAA